UGCGUUUGCAUCGUGUCACUUCACUGAAGAAACGUUUGACUGAAGCAGAAAAGCUGCCUGGAAGCCAAGAUGGAGAAAACCUUGGAUCCUUUGCUGGGCUUAUUGUUGCUGACCUCACUCUUCUGCUGUGGACAAGCUCAGGAUGCUGUGCUGACUACUGAGCCCAACUGGUCAACGUUUUAUUCUGGAGAGUUUGUUACCUUUAGAUGUGACAUGAAUGAAGGAGAAAACUCUGACUGGGAAUACAAGCUGAACAAGAAUAAUGAAUCAUAUCUGUCCAUCAAGAAAGAUAAAAACAACACAUUCACAUUUCUUCUUCAUAGUGGUGAAUAUCAGUGCUGUGGUCACAAGAGGAGUUCAGAUGAAACAAAGUGCAGUAAUACUGUUACUGUCUCAGCGUCUCCCCCUCAGCCUGUCCUCUCUGUGUCUCCAUCAUGGCUGAAUCCUGGAGCCUCAGUGACUCUGAGCUGUGAGGGUUUGGAGCAUCAACCAGCAGGAUGGAGGUUCUUCUGGUAUAAAGCUGUUCCUGAUCCAUCCAGUAGCUCCUACACCUCUGAGCUGCUUCCUGGCAGCACCAAUGGUACUGAGCAGAACUCCUUCAUCAUUAAUGGAUCGACUCUCACAGCAGGAUUUGUGUGCAGAGCAGGAAGAGGAGAACCAGAGUUUUACACCUAUUACAGUGAACCAAAGUUUAUCUGGUCUGCAGAUCCUCGUCCAGCAGCUUCUCUCUCAGUGAAUCCUGACAGAGUUCAACACUUCAGAUCUGAAUCUGUGUCUCUGAGCUGUGAGGGAAACUCUGCUGGGUGGAGAGUGAAGAGGUUUACAGAAAGAGGAGAACUGUUAGACUGCUCCUAUGGGGGGAGAAUGAAUGGAUCUACAUGCACCAUUGAACCAUUCUAUUUUAUUAAUGAAGUGUUCUGGUGUGAGUCAAAAUCUGGAGAGUUUAGCAAUGCUGUCAACAUCAGCGUACAGAAUUAUUAUUAUGAUGGUAUUAUCCUAGUGAGUCCUGUUCAUCCUGUGACUGAGGGAGAUCCUGUUACUCUGAGCUGCAGAGAUAAAAAACAACAACUUCUCUCCAAUGUGUUUUUCUAUCAUAAUGAUAAACUCAUCCACAAUGACAGCAGAGGGGAGCUGAAGAUCUCUGCAGUGUCAAAGUCAGAUGAAGGUUUCUACAAAUGUCAACAUUCAGGAAAAGAUUCACCAAGGAGCUGGAUGUCUGUUAGAGUAUCCAGUCCUGCCAGCUUUUUAUUUCUUAAGCUGUUGAUCAUCGGACCAGCUGUUAGAAUCGUUCUCAUUUUCCUCCUGCUCUUGUUCUUGUGCUGCAGACGGAACAACGACUCUUCCGCCAUCACCUAUCACCACGCCUUCACCCCAGCCAAUCAGGACGCACCACCUCUCUACCUCGAUCCAAUCAACUGGCAAGAGCUCCUUCAAAAAGGCGAAGCAACCGGAUCCACCCGCUUCAGCUGUGUUUCAACCCACCUCCUCCCCGUUUCCACCACCAGCCUCCCAGACGCCUCCAGGUCCCCUCAAGACUCCUCUCUCCAAGCUCCGCUCCACCACCAGUGA
Poecilia latipinna (sailfin molly) is the source of this 1569-nucleotide messenger RNA. Its product is annotated as obscurin-like. NCBI's taxonomy places the organism in Eukaryota, Metazoa, Chordata, Actinopteri, Cyprinodontiformes, Poeciliidae. Gene Ontology annotation, molecular function: transmembrane signaling receptor activity. The coding region runs from base 70 to 1569 and encodes 499 amino acids. Gene Ontology annotation, cellular component: external side of plasma membrane. The record is from RefSeq and is a predicted model, not a curated record. Gene Ontology annotation, biological process: immune response; cell surface receptor signaling pathway. The transcript is spliced from 8 exons.